UUCUCUCGAAGCGUCUCCAAUGGCGGUCGAUCUCCCCUGCGAUGGUGACGGCGCCUCCAUGGUUUGCAAGGAGACGCCGCUGGUGGUGGUGGUGAUGGAGUGCGGUUCCCCCGUUUGCCAUCGGUGCGCCUUCUGGAAGCCGCCGCGGCCCUCUUUACCCACUACGACGCCAUCUCCAAGCUUGCCCUCAAGUGCGACCGGCUCUCCAAUAGCAUCGACGACGAGGCCCUCGCUCUUCUAUCCCUCCCCUGGCCCAAUCGACGUCUGCUUCCUCACCGCUGUAACGCACCCAACCUGAUCUAGGACCAUAACCAUGACUCUUCCCCAUUCUCCAUCACAUACUCAUCCACGUUGAAGUAAAUCUGAGCUGAGAUUCUCAGAAAAGUCAGCUAUUCAAUAAAGACCAGCUCCUCUGAACUGAACCCAUCCUUGCCCAUGAACCUUUUAUUUUUUUUUAUUCUAAGAAGCCCAAGGUCACGGUCCAGGAGGCCGCCGCCAAGAUCGACGCCGCGGAUCUUGGCGCAUUUCUGGUCGAAGUGUUGGGGAGAAUUUGAUCUGAUUCGGCUUCCUAUGAAUCUCAACAGGAUAUUCAGCUGAUUCGGUUCGCCGAUUACUUUGCACGAUCCUUUUCCCCGGUCAGCGGAUCACAAUUCCCAUGGACCAAAAUGUUCAAGGAGUCCCCUGUUUCCAAGAUCAUUGAUAAAGAUGAAAAUGGAAAAGAACUUAAAUCUCCUUUGACCAUUGAUGUCGAAAAGGAUAAGCUUGGCCCGUGCACGGCGUUCCUCUCGCAUUGGUAAUGCUACUGAACUAAGGAGUUGCUUCCCAUAUGGUUCUUGAAAUGCCGGCAUUGUCCCCAACAAUGAAUCAAGGCAACAUUGCAAAGUGGAGGAAGAAAGAAGGAGAUAAGAUUGAUGUGGGUGAUGUGUUAUGCGAGAUAGAGACUGAUAAAGCAACUCUUGAAUUUGAAAGUCUUGAAGAGGGGUUUUUGGCUAAGAUAUUAGCUCCUGAAGGUUCUAAGGAUGUGCUUGUAGGACAACCUAUUGCAGUUACGGUUGAAAAUCCAGAGGAAAUUGAAAAUUUACCGGCUGAUAUAUCGAAAGGAGUCGAGGCCAAAGAGGACAAUCCAACUCAGGAGUUAACUCAUGAUGCCAAACACAAAGGGAGCAGUGAAAAACCAAAUUUCAGCAGAAUCAACCCAUCAGCAAAAUUGCUUAUUUCAGAAUAUGGACUGGACCCUUUGUCAUUGAAGGCAACGGGGCAUGGUAUUCUUUUAAAAGGGGAUGUGCUAGCAGCAAUUAAGUCUGGAGCAGGACCUCUACGACUUUCGGAGUUAUGUCAAGAAAAGAAAGCUGUGUCGACACAUGCCUUUCAGCCAACUUCUCAUAUGUCACCCAAGUCUGUCACCCCUUCACUUGACAAGGAUACACAUGAAGAUUUGCCAAAUAUGCAGAUUCGCAAGGUGAUUGCAAAAAGGUUGCUGGAAUCAAAACAGAACACUCCACAUCUAUAUUUAUCUACAGAUGUCAUUCUGGAUCCUCUACUUGCUUUAAGAAAUGAACUUAAAGAGCAGCACAAUCUGAAGGUUUCGGUUAAUGAUAUCGUCAUAAAAGCUGUUGCACUUGCAUUGAGAAAUGUACCUGAAGCAAAUGCUUACUGGAACAGUGAGAAAGGGGAGCUUUCUCUGUGUGAUUCGAUCGACAUAUCAAUUGCAGUUGCUACUGACAAGGGUUUGAUAACUCCAAUCAUAAGGAAUGCAGAUCAGAAGACAUUGUCAGCAAUAUCGUUGGAGGUCAAAGAAUUGGCUGAGAAGGCACGAGCUGGGAAGCUAACACCUAAUGAGUUUCAAGGUGGGACUUUCAGCAUCUCAAAUCUUGGAAUGUUUCCUGUGGACAAUUUCUGUGCGAUUAUUAACCCUCCACAGGCUUGUAUUCUUGCUGUUGGUCGAGGCAACAAAGUUGUUAAGCCUGUGGUUGGAAGCGAUGGAAUUGAAAAGCCUGGAAUUGUUACAAAGAUGAGCUUAACAUUGUCUGCUGAUCAUCAUGUUUUUGAUGGCCAGUUGGGAGGCAAGUUCCUUUCAGCUUUGGCAUCAAACUUCAGGGAUGUUUGAAGACUACUGUUGUGAGGCUUGGGAAGAAAACUCUGUGAAGUUGGUGUGAACAUUCUCGAAGCGGCUAUCGGAUAACAAGGCUUUGAGAUGUGACUUAAAUCUUGCCUUGCAUUAUCAGUACAAAUCCAAAAUUAAUUUAGUACAGAGAAAAACACCGGAUCAUUACUUGGGACUCCUUGACAACGAAUUGCUGGGGCUUCAUUUAUACCAUUUCAGGCUUUUUUAUUCUUCGCAUCCAUUUACAAAGCUAAGUUACUCGAGCCCCACAUCUCUUGAUCUGGCAGAUUCUCCGGUUGUCAUUUAUUCAGUUGGGGCUUGCAAUUAACUGAAUCAUGAGGCAAACUGAGCUGGGGAUUUUCUUGUACCCAUUAUCAAGAUUCUGUGUGAGUUAUACGCAUUUUCCAGUGAUAAUUAAAAAAAUAAUUAUAGGUUGUUUGCAGCCAUGGAUUUGUUAGACUUCAAAGUGGAUGGCGUGCAUCAAAUGGCCAAGUGGCCAAGUCAUGAGCAAUUUGUGGUUGAUCCAGAAAUCAGCUCACCGCAGGCUGGGCUACCAUCCUAAGCUCAGAAAAGAUGUCUGGUCUACACCAAGGAAGAGAAGAUGUCUCAAGCUAAGCUUGUGUUGAUAACUAGUAGGCCGCUGCAUGGUGAGAAGUUCCGUUCAAGGACCCAGUCACCCGGGUAUCAUGAGAGACGCAGAUAAUCAAGGGCUACAUGCAGAUUAUCUAAUGAGAAAAAAAGGGAUUGCAGUAUGAUAAAUCAGUUCAAGAAAAGAAAAUUUCGAGAAAUGUCAUGUAUUUGAGUUCUAUCCUUGUCAGGGACUAAAAUAUCAUGAUUUUCUAGUUUGAAUGCCAAGCUGCUAGUCCGGGCAAGAUCUUGGAGACAAGGUGGGAAAUUAUUUAACAACGAUUGGAAGACCCAUAACAAGCCUUAAUCACCCACUGUCUUUGAGGUUUGCAGAAAUAGAUGGUUUUGCAAAUGGAUUUGGAAGUUGAUUUUGGGACAGUGAUAUUGUGGUGUUUCUAAGGAAGCUUUUUUGUUUUUUUUGGUAAACUAGGGAAGCUAGUUAGGUGGACCCCGAGAAGCAAUGCUACUCUCUGCCCAAUGUGCAACAUGUAUUUGUGCUGGUCCACAUGCUUGAUGUCCAUCCUUGUAUGAUAGACAUGUUGUACAGCAAAGACAAGUUGUAAACGAGUAUUGAACAAACAAUCAGGGACGGGCAUAUUGCCUUGCGCUCAGUUUGUUUCCCAUCAACUACUCAACUCUUGUUGUUUGCGUGGCGUGUUAUUUAUUUAUUUGUUUCUUUAUUUAUUUUUGUGGAAGCAUGGUGUAGAAAGUCAAAAAAAAAAAGAGAAAAAGGCUGAAAAGGAGAUAAGAAGAAAGA
Molecule: messenger RNA, 3488 nt
Organism: Elaeis guineensis (African oil palm)
Lineage: Eukaryota; Viridiplantae; Streptophyta; Magnoliopsida; Arecales; Arecaceae
Source: RefSeq, a predicted model, not a curated record